AUGAGCUCGAUUAUUCAAAGUUUCCAGAAGAACCACGCGCUUCCGCUCUCACAAACAGACUCCACGGCCGACCAGAAGAAGCCAUGCCUCCGUCGCCGGCUAUCUUCUCUCUCUCUAAAGAUUCAGCCCCUCUCUUCGAAAACAACUUCUUGGGCGUUUCAGAGGUCGAAAUCUGUUUCCUCCAUGGGGGAAUACGCGGGGACUUCGAUAAGGAAUUGGUGGGACUGGGGGUGGACUUGGAUCUUGUCAAGAAAGCCCACGUUUGCUAAAGAUCUGGAGAUGAACGAAGAAGAAACUGUACUUCUUGGUUCCCACAAUAGGGGAAGUUGGAGGCAUGUCUUUUACAAGGUGAGGUGUGAGCUUAAAAAGCUUUUAAGAUCUGACAGAGUUGGCCUUCCUCAAACGUGCAAGUACACUUCUCUUGAUUAUUCCAAGAAUUUCGAUGAUGGAAAGCCAUUGUUUCAAGAUUAA
Mangifera indica (mango) is the source of this 471-nucleotide messenger RNA. RefSeq lists its product as uncharacterized. Lineage: Eukaryota; Viridiplantae; Streptophyta; Magnoliopsida; Sapindales; Anacardiaceae. Bases 1 to 471 code for a protein of 156 amino acids. The transcript has a single exon. The record is from RefSeq and is a predicted model, not a curated record.